Messenger RNA from Paramuricea clavata, 3299 nucleotides. The record is from the annotation of a GenBank genome assembly. NCBI's taxonomy places the organism in Eukaryota, Metazoa, Cnidaria, Anthozoa, Malacalcyonacea, Plexauridae.
AUGGAAGAGGUGUCUGCAGAGCUUAAGAAGAAGGAGGUUUCUCGCAUGGAUGUAGUCUACGAAUAUUCCAAGCGGCAAUGUGCACCGGAGUGUCAAGGUUCGUGGUUUGAGUGUGCAACUCAGGUGCUCGACCAGAACGGUGUGGAACCAGUCGAAUUUGCUAGCUCUGUGCGUGAACUUUUAACAAACGGCGUGGUAAAAACCGCAACCUAUUUAUCACUGGCCCAACAAAUUGCGGCAAAACAUUCCUUUUGAAACCACUACAAACUAUGUUCAACACCUCUAGCAACCCUGCUAACGACAAGUACGCUGUUGUGGGCGUAGCGGACGCGGACAUAAUUUUCCUAAACGACUUUCGAUGGGACAGGGAAAUGAUACCAUGGAAGGAUUUGAUGUUGUUAUUGGAAGGCCAGCCGGUGCACUUUCCUACGCCGAAGAACCACUACAAAGAUGACAUUUAUCUGACACGCACACCCCAAUUUUUGCAACGGGUAAAGCUGUUACCACUUUCAAAGGUCCUUACAAUGCUCGCCACCCGGCCGAAGAUGAAAUGAUGGCGAGUCGAUGGAAGGUUUUCAAGUUUUUCCACCAAAUUCCUUUGAAAGAUCAAAGAGAAGUGCUCUCGUGCUCAAUAUGUUUUUCGAGGCUGAUUUUGAGUUGAGAUAGACAGUUUUUCAAUAUGUUACCUAGACUUUCCAAAGUCCGCGGUUCGUGGUUCCUGGAAGCGACGGACUUUUGUCACCGGCAAGCGCGCCAAAUUCACCGGUGCAUUUUUGCUCCGGUGACGUCAGUGAAUGCUCAUUAUUACUAUGAGGACAACGGCCAUUGGAAAUGCGCCCGUGGGUGGCUGCAAAAUAUUUUAGCUCCUCAGUUUUUAAAGAUUCCGUCGUUUAUUUACUAUUUGUCGGUUGGAUUUAACUGAUACUUAACUGAUACGAGAAGAAUUUGUCUUAAUGCCUCACAACAUGCUGGUUUAUUCGAGAAAUAUACUUAUUUCGAUCUCAAAUCUUGGCAAGUUGACGUAUAAUCGUUUAACGGGACAUGGAUCAGUGAAUCGGCAGCUAUCAAGCGAAGUCUUGAAAAAACUUAAGUUCUACGGUAUAUUGAACCUUGUAAGAGGUCAACGAGGAGGUAAUCAUCUAAGACACUCUAAUGGUAUGUUUAUUCGCAGUAUAGAACCGGUUGCACGACGUAAAGGACAUGUUUUAUCAAAGCAAUACGGUGUAAACCGAACGAACUUAUUACAUAUUCAAGUUUCGGCUAAAAGAACAAUUAACGGCACUGAAGCUGAACAAAACCAUAAUAGCUAUUAUUCCAAAAUGGAAAAAAAAAUGUUUCCCCGGUCUAGUUUGAUGAAUGUUCGCUCAUUAUUACCGAAGAUCGAUGAACUCUCCGCGCGCAUAUCUUUCCAACCUACAAAUGUUAUAGCUAUUACAGAGUCUUGGUUAAGUGAGGACAUUGAUGAUAAUUUACUCUCUAUCGAAGGUUUUAACAUCUACCGAAAGGACAGAGCCUUUGGUCGAGGUGGCGGUGUUUGCGUUUAUAUAUCAUCCGAUAUCCCCAGUAAAAGAAGGCUAGAUCUUGAAAAUGCAGCGUUUGAAUGCUUGUGGAUCUGGCUUCGCCCAACUCGCCUUCCUCGCCCUUUGUCAGGCAUAAUGUUGGGAGUUGUUUACAGUCCCCCGGGUAUUUCCGCGCAGGAAGGGUCAGACUUAAUAAAACAUAUCAUUGACAGUUUAGACCAGAUUUGUUCAGCAUUUCCGGACUGUGGCAUUGUAAUCACUGGAGACUUCAACAUGUUAAACAUUGCUGACCUCCUUUCCAGUCACAAUCUAAAACAAGUAGUUCGGGAACCAACGCGUGGCAAUAACAUCUUGGACUUAAUAAUAACCAAUAUGUCCCACUUCUACAGCACUCCUACGGUAACUGCACCUUUGGGCAGAUCUGAUCAUCAUGUUAUCAAUUGGAGUAGAAAUACCGACAGUGCUGCUUGUUUGAUAAAGAAAGGAAUAACAAAACGUAAAGUGCGUCGCUUUACCCAGUCAUCGUGUGCGGCGUUUGGAAGAUGGUGCAGUGACCACGUAUGGUUUUCUGAUGUUCAGCAUCCCGAUUCUGCCACCGCUUUGGCUUCUUCUUUUACAUCUGAACUUAGCUCCGCCAUUGACCUCUUUUUCCCUACCAAAACCAUUAAGAUUCAUGCAACUGACAAACCAUGGAUGACGCCAAUGUUGAAACAGUUGAUUAUCCAAAGACAGCGUGCAUUCCACAGCGGCGACCGUGCAGUUUGGUUACAUCAUAGGGAUAAGGUACAAAGAGAAAUUUCAUCACAAAAGCAUACGUAUUACGCCAGGAAGAUUAAAAAUCUAAAAAAUAGCAACCCAAGGCAAUGGUGGAACUACAUUAAACAGAUCACCGGUAAGGAAAAGUCAACGCCUAAUUUUGACAUUACCAGCGAUGGGGUACCAAUGUCCGAUCUUGAGUUGUGUGGUAAACUAAAUGAGCACUUUUUAUCAGCCAGCGCUGACCUUCCUCCUCUCAACCUUGGUACUUUGCCUGCGUACCUUCCAGCUCCCGAACCCCCACCAUCUAUCUCAAUCGCACAGGUCUGUUUUAAACUGCUCAAAAUAAAGGCAUUUAAAUCCAACGGCCCUGAUUGUAUUCCUAAUCGAGUGCUUAGUCAAUAUGCUCAAGAGUUAGCUGAUCCGGUAGCCAAAAUCUUCAACAAGUCUUUAUUGCACUCUGAAUUCCCUAUACCUUGGAAAGAUGCUAACAUCGUCCCAAUCCCGAAAGCCCAACCGAUAACGUGUGAGGAUGAAACCCGUCCAAUUGCCCUCACUGCCACUCUGUCAAAAGUUUUGGAAGACUUCGUUGUUACCUGGAUGAUUGAUGAUGUCAAAGACAAAAUCGAUCCGAAGCAAUUUGGUAGCUUAAGGGGAUCUUCUACAACAUUCUCCCUUAUUGAUAUGAUUAACAACUGGUUGCAGGCACUGGAUAGCCCAAAACGGUAUCUACGUAUCUGUUUUUUGGAUUUCUCCAAAGCUUUUGACAGAAUCAACCAUAACAUUUUGAUUGCGAAACUCAUAGCCCUUGGAGUAAGAAGAUGUUUGAUCCCAUGGAUAUGUGAUUUCCUUUCAAAUCGUCGUCAGGCAGUGAAAAUUAAUGAGUCUCGCUCGGAGUGGGCUUAUGUAAAUGGCGGUGUCCCUCAAGGAACAAAACUUGGCCCUAUCUUGUUCUUAGUUAUGAUUAAUGAUCUGAAAAUGAAGUCCCUAAACUCCUCCAUUGGAAAUACGUUGACGAUGUAA